AUGGAUAGAGGUCGUGGAGGAACCUCGGGCGGGGGAAGAGGAAGGCAAGCAAGGCAAUCGAGGGGUGGUCGAGUUGCUAGGCUAGUUCAAGGGACUACUCGAGAUGUACCGGUUGAUGAAGUUCCACCUUCGGGCAUUCCUCUACCUCAAGUUACCCCUCAAGCUGCGCCUCAAACAACUACACCAGUUGAUAUUGCGGGCACAUUUCAAGUGUUAGCUAACCUUUUGCAGCAACAAGCAACUAAUAAUCAAGCUUCCUACUUUGAAAGGUUUAGACGUGUAAACCCACCGACCUUCGAUGGUGGACCAAAUCCCUUGGUAGCAAUUAGAUGGAUAAAAGAGGUGGAGAAAUUGUUCGCAGCUAUGCAGUACCCUCCAGAAAUCAAAUUGGGUGUAACCAUACCAUUACUUCAAGGAAAUGCAGAGCAUUGGUGGGGGGUUACAAGGGCAUCAUAUCCAGAUGGGGAUCAUAUAACUUGGGAAGAAUUCAAGAGGGUGUUUUAUCGUAACUUUUUUCCAGAUAGUGUAAGGAGGGUGUUAGAAAAUGAAUUCCUAAAUUUGGUGCAAGGUGAUAUGACAGUCUUGGAAUAUGCCCAUAAGUAUAUAGAACUAGGAGAGUUCUUUCCAAUAUAUAUGAGUAACGAGGAAACAAAGGCCAAUAGGUUUGAAAAUGGUUUGAGGUCAACAAUCCGCAAUCACAUGUCAUCUAAUGUUUAUCAUAGCUAUCAAGAAGUGUUCGAUAGUGCCAUAAAAGUUGAAGCAAGGUUGAAUGAGUCUAAGGAGCAAUGGUCUGACAAAAAAAGGGCAAGAGAAGCAAUACAACAAUAUGGAAAGCCAAGGGGUAUUGGAAAUUUACCAAAUAAGAAGACAGCUAAAGGACAUGUUGUGCAGACCAAGGAGUGCAACUUCUGCCAUCUUUAUCAUACCGGGGAGUGUCGCCGCAAGUCUGGGGCAUGUUUUGAAUGCGCAACAAAGAUUGACGGCUUGCAACCAUCGAACGAUCGCUGGAUACCUUUGAAGAAGGCGAUCAGUGGGGAUCGCCUUCUGUUGGAGAAGGCGACCGACGACCGUCGGUCGCCAAUGUUUGUUGUUGAAAUAACGCUGGAGUUGGUUAGAGAGUUACCAGAACCCUAG
Messenger RNA from Ipomoea triloba (trilobed morning glory), 1134 nucleotides. RefSeq lists its product as uncharacterized. The record is from RefSeq and is a predicted model, not a curated record. The transcript is spliced from 2 exons. NCBI's taxonomy places the organism in Eukaryota, Viridiplantae, Streptophyta, Magnoliopsida, Solanales, Convolvulaceae. The coding region runs from base 1 to 1134 and encodes 377 amino acids.